This is a messenger RNA of Polistes canadensis, 957 nucleotides long. RefSeq names its product mitochondrial assembly of ribosomal large subunit protein 1 (gene RsfS312). Gene Ontology annotation, molecular function: ribosomal large subunit binding. Lineage: Eukaryota; Metazoa; Arthropoda; Insecta; Hymenoptera; Vespidae. The coding region runs from base 69 to 854 and encodes 261 amino acids. Gene Ontology annotation, biological process: negative regulation of ribosome biogenesis; negative regulation of translation. The transcript has 3 exons. The record is from RefSeq and is a predicted model, not a curated record. Gene Ontology annotation, cellular component: mitochondrion.
UAUUCGUCAGAAACAUCUUGAUCUGCUUGGAACAAUGUUUUGAGGUUAGGAAAUUAAAUGAAGAAAUCAUGAGCAACAAUAUAUUAUCCAAUUUGUUACGUGUAAGAAAAAUAUACAAAACAUUUAUUUCUCACAACAAUAGAUCUAUUACUUAUUCUUUAUUAAAACAAACAAGAUGUUACUCAGAUAUUAGUCCAAAUACAUUGUCUAAGGAAGAACCUGUGAAUGAGAAUGAAAGUAAUCUUGUAGAAAAUAUUGACUCGAAAUAUAAAUUAUUUCAGGACAAAGAUUCUAAAGUUAUUUUGGAUGUAGAUGAAGAACAAGAAAAAAUACUUUUAGAUGAAUUGCGUGUAGAGGAGGAAUAUCAUGAUCCUUACAAAGGAUUGAAUUUAACACGUGGUAUAAGCGGAGUGUAUGAAAUAGAAGACCUUAUGGCUGUUCUUCAAAAGGAUAAUGCAAGAAAUAUCUUUGUUGCAUCUGUACCAAAAGACUAUAACUACGUAGAUUAUUUCGUAGUAGUAACAGGUAAAUCCCAAAAGCAUAUGACUGCUUUAGCCGAAUAUGUACGUAAAAUAUUUAAACUAAAAAUGCAUAAAACCGAUAUCAUCCCAAAAAUUGAAGGAGCAAAUUCAGCAGAUUGGAUAGCUUUGGAUUUAGGAAACAUUGCCUUACACAUAUUCUCAUCUAAGGCUAGAGAACGAUUCGAUUUAGAACUAUUAUGGUCUGUUGGUUCGCAGUAUGAUGAACUAACAAAUAGACCUGAACAAGUGAACAUUAUGGAUCAAUAUAACUCCUUCGUAAAUCUAUUUCAACCAGAAAAUCCAGAAAACUCAGAAAUUCCCAACAAUCCAUAAAUAUAUAUACAUCUUCAUAUAGAAUUUAUUGGAAAGUUAGAAAGUCUAAACUGUAUGCAUAAUUUACAUUAACACUGAAAUAAAUUCUAUGAAUUACAACAAA